Molecule: messenger RNA, 1184 nt
Organism: Jatropha curcas
Lineage: Eukaryota; Viridiplantae; Streptophyta; Magnoliopsida; Malpighiales; Euphorbiaceae
Product: PQ-loop repeat family protein / transmembrane family protein
Biological process (GO): L-cystine transport
Cellular component (GO): vacuolar membrane
Molecular function (GO): L-cystine transmembrane transporter activity
Source: RefSeq, a predicted model, not a curated record
CCCUUCUGAGCAACAAAAGAAACUUUGUUUUGGGGGGUGAAAAAGCUGUCUCCCUCUCUAGCCAAUUUAGCAACAGAGCAACCUGCUGGAGAGAGAGAGAGAGAAAAAAAAUGGCGUCUUGGAAUUCGGUUCCGCUUGAAAUCACAUACGAAACCUUGGGAUGGAUCGCUUUCUUUUCAUGGUCUAUCAGUUUCUAUCCACAAGUCAUCUUAAAUUUCCGCCGGAAAAGCGUGGUGGGUUUGAACUUGGAUUUCGUGGUCUUGAAUUUGACCAAGCACUCUUCUUACUUGAUUUACAACGCUUCUCUUUACUUCAGCUCUGCUAUUCAGAACCAGUACUUUGAAAAAUAUGGCUAUGGGGAGAUGAUACCUGUAGCUGCAAAUGAUGUUGCUUUUUCAAUACAUGCUGUUCUCUUGACAGCAAUUACAUUGUUUCAAAUUGCAAUCUAUGAGCGUGGAAAUCAGAAGGUCUCUAAGAUUGCCAUAGCAAUUGUCUGCGCCGUGUGGCUAACUGCUGCUGCUUGUUUUUUCGUAGCUUUGCCUAGCCACUCUUGGUUGUGGCUAAUCUCCAUCUUUAACUCAAUUCAAGUUUUUAUGACAGUCAUCAAGUACAUUCCCCAGGCAAUUAUGAACUUCAUGAGAAAGAGCACAGAGGGCUUCAGCAUUGGAAACAUUUUGCUUGAUUUUCUUGGAGGGGUGACAAAUUAUGCUCAAAUGGCUGUGCAGUCUAUAGACCAAAAUUCUUGGGUAAACUUCUACGGCAACAUGGGGAAGAUAUUGCUAUCAUUGGUAUCCAUUUUCUUUGACCUACUUUUCAUAUGUCAACAUUAUAUCUUAUAUCCUGGCAAGAAAGCAAAUCAUAUUCCCAAGCUCGAUAAAGAGGGCGUGGAGCCCCUUAUAGAGUCUUCAGAUGAUUCAACAGAAAAUGUGUAAUUCUUGGUUUGGCUCAUAGUGUUAACGAGGAAACUUACAGGAUUAUUCAAAGAUAGUCAGUCUGGUGGUUUCUCUUGUAUUUUCCUGUUACUGUUGUACAAGAAUGAAGUUGUCCAAAGGCAUUAUAUUGUAAAUAGUGGUUGUGACUUGUGACAAUAAUUCCUUGAAGUAAUUUACAGUGUUUGAUAUGAUCUAUGAGGACAUGAAGCCUGAAAGUUUAUUUAAAUAUACAAAUCCAUAACUUUUUUUACA